Molecule: messenger RNA, 2964 nt
Organism: Nicrophorus vespilloides
Lineage: Eukaryota; Metazoa; Arthropoda; Insecta; Coleoptera; Silphidae
Exons: 10
Coding region: 593-2953 (786 amino acids)
Cellular component (GO): plasma membrane
Molecular function (GO): GTPase activity; GTP binding; calcium channel regulator activity
Source: RefSeq, a predicted model, not a curated record
AGUUUUCCGAGCAUCGCGCUUGCGUCGACGAAGAGAAUAUUUUCCAUCGGGACGCGCUUUCCCGACAGUUCUACGAAAGACCAGAGGACGUGUGGAUGAAGAAUGUCGUUACCGCUACCAGCGUACGUCUACGGUGCGCGGACGCCGUAAUCCUAAGAUCACUUGAACUUUAAACCAAACCUCUUCUUUUAUUUUCCACCCUUCCCCCAUUCAUUUCCUUUUCUUUUAUAUUUCCUUUUGCUUUCGCUCCGUCUUUUCCGAGAACCAAUCAAUCCCAUAUUCGAAAUUGCUACGUGAACAUCAUUUUUCACGUCCGCGGUGAUACAGAAAGUUGGAAAACACGAAUUUCUACACAGUGUUCGAGGUCAAAAAGUGCACCCGAGAUGCCAGCAAGAAGUUUAUCGUUCUUCAAACUGGCGGGGUCGGCAAGAAUUCAAUAACGGAGGGCCUUCGCACAGCCCUUGCCCGACUGCGACAGAGAUCAAAUCCCUCUAGUAGCCAUUCGUCCCCAAUCCACCAACCUGCCAACCACCAAUCACAAUCCGCAGCCGGAGGAAGCUGCAGUCCUCACAGUAGUCCCAACAAUCCCAGGAUGACAGUAAACUCGCAGUCGGGCCCCAAAUCUCCCCGACCCCCCGAGGACCUCAUCACCACUGCCACUUCGGCUCUAAGACGUCUCAAUUUCAAGACUGGUCGUUGCACCACAAAGACCAAUAACAAAACACAGGGUCAGAACGUCCCGAAGGUGAUCGUGAUGGGUUCGAGCACGGCGUCGGAGACCACCAUAAACACAAGUACUGAUAGCUCGAACACGAUAGUGACGACGAUGACGGCGACGGAUGGAGACAUGACAGAGGAUAGCAUGGACAUGAACGACCCUCUGGACUACCUGAAUUCAGAGCACGCCUUGGAAGAUCACAAAGGCGCUAGAGCUAUCCUUCAGCCGACGGCUGCUCCAAGCACGCCGCCAUCCGCAUCCAAACAGCGCACACCUCCGACGGCGAAAUAUGAAUCCAGAUUCACCUACGAGGUGAACCCUCCGCCUUCACCUUCUUCGUCGCAGUCGCAUAGGCAUCGAGGAUUAGAGAAUACCUCCAAAGUCGAUAAGCUGAUGGAAGAGCAGCUCACAGCUUUGAAGAUAGAAGCUCGAAGGAGGAACAGUUAUAAGAUCGCGCAAAACGACUUCGACAAGAUCGAGACCAUUCGCGAUGAAGACUGUCCAUCACCGAAGCAGAGGCGCAAGAAAUCAACGCGGAGACACCACUCUCCCAAUAAGUAUAAGGGCGAUAAAUUCGUUUACGAUGAAAAGCACAUCGCCAAGUACAGGAUGACGCCGCCGCUUCCCGAUCUGCGGGUGGACUUCUUCAACGAAACGGUGGACCAAUGCCAAGAUGACAGUUUGUUCGUUCCCGUCUCCGCGGAAAAGCGCGGCAGCGUCUGCCUAAACAAAUGCCUGCGGGAGGUGGGGGCCCAGCUGGACGCCACAGCCACCUCUCCUAUAAAUGUGACCACGAAUCCGAUGGAUAGUUCAGUGCAUUUCGCGGGCAGCAGGAAAAUACCACAAGCAACCAUUGUCGUGCAGCAGCCGUCCUUGAGCGUAGACCACAGCAACAUAUCCACUAUACUCCUGAAGAACGGGUCAGAGUUCAUCUCGAACGUCGAGAGCCCAUCCACCAAAGCGUACAAUCUGAAGAAGCAGCGCGAAGAAAACAUGAAGCAACUGUUGGACGUUACCAAUAACCUGACUCUCGAGGAGAUACACGACUUCGAAAUGCGCUAUGGCAGUCCUCACCAUAAUAGAUCUCAGUCGGUUAAAAUGCCUGGUAGAACGUCCGGUAGACCGAACUAUCUUUGCUUACCACAGCAGAGGUCCAGGGUGGCUUCAAUGCCUAAUACUGGCGUUGAGGAGGAAUACUACAGAUUGAGGCACUUCUCUAUUACCGGCAAGGGCGUUGUGAAUCGGGGAGACAGUUUGAAGAGUCGCAGAUCGAGAUCGAAUAAUUCUGUUGCCUCCAGCAAUUCCAGUACUGAGCAGUUGCCCAGCGCCGUUUCGGCAGGAUCAGCAAGGACCUCAGCAACGUGCAGUCUUGCAUCCUCGAGGGAAUCCUCCACAAGCGUCCCGGGUCCUUCGCCCUACAGAGUCCUAAUGCUCGGAGGACCGGCAGUUGGAAAGUCCUCCCUCGUCUCGCAGUUUAUGACUUCAGAAUAUCUUCACGCUUACGACACCAGCAUUGAAAUGCACAGUCCAUCGCAAGGCGUUCCCGGAUCGAGUCCGAUACAUAAUAUGCAUCAUCUAUUACCGAUCGCCUAUGAGGGAGAUGAUGAGAGCGGAGAAAAGUCUGUUUCCGUGCUGCUGGCUGGGGAGGAAUCCGAACUGGUGUUUAUAGAUUUCACAACGGCGGAGUUAUCGCCGGAGUCUUGCAUAAGAAAAUACAGCGAGCCGCACGCUUUCUGUGUGGUCUAUUCCAGCGCAGAUAGAUCCAGCAUGGAAUGCGCUGAAAACAUCCUGCAGACACUAUGGACUUUGGACACCAUCAGCACAAAGGCAGUCAUCCUCGUGGCCAACAAGGCGGAUCUGGUGAGAUCGAGGGUCGUCUCCACUGAAGAGGGAAAAUCAAUGGCAACGUCUUACGACUGCAAAUACAUAGAGACAUCUGUCGGCAUCAACCAUAACGUGGACGAGCUGCUCGUCGGUAUCUUGACGCAGAUCCGACUGAAGCUGGAGAAUCCCGAGAGGUCGCGCGACCUGUUCCGGAAGCGCAGCUCUUCGAAGAGGAACAGAAAGACGGCCUCCUCGGGUUCGGCAACACCGACCGCCGGCAGCGCACAAAAUUCGCCGAAGAAGUACCGAGGAUCGCGCACAUCGGCCAGUCUCAAAGUCAAGAGUCUCCUUGGGAAGGUCUGGGCCAGGGACAGCAAGUCCAAAUCCUGCGAGAACCUCCACGUCCUAUAAACGCGUGCAUU